GUCUUUCCCAUAUAUUGCGGUUCCCCCUUGAUUCCUAUUUUUUCUAUCUGAUCUAUAAGUUUGGAACCCUUUUAUUUAAUCAUCAUUCCCAGAGUCAUGAGGUGCAAAAAAAGAACCAAGUGAUAAAAAACAGAGUUGAAAUUCUGUAAAAAGAAAAAAAAAAAAAAAAAAAAAAAAAACUACGCAAAGUAAAAAAAAGUAAAAAAAAAAGUUAAAAAUCAAAAAAAGAAAAAAGAAAGCAGCAGAAAUUAAAGCCGCUUUUCAUAAAGUGCAAUCAUUUAUAGAAGACACCCCCCGAAAAGGCUCACACAGGAACAUUGUGAAAAGUAGGCAGAAGCAAUCUUCCUUGGAUAGUUACGUAAUAUGUAGUACGUACGUAUAUUUUUCAAGUGUACGUACGUACUUAUGUACAAAAAAAAAAAAGGCAGAAAUUAAAGCCGCUUUUCAUAAAGUGCAAUCAUUUGUAGAAGACACCCCCCAAAAAGGCUCACACAGGAACAUUGUGAAAAGUAGGCAGAAGCAAUCUUCCUUGGAUAGUUACGUAAUAUGUAGUACGUACGUAUAUUUUUCAAGUGUACGUACGUACUUAUGUACAAAAAAAAAAAGGCAGAAAUUAAAGCCGCUUUUCAUAAAGUGCAAUCAUUUGUAGAAGACACCCCCCGAAAAGGCUCACACAGGAACAUUGUGAAAAGUAGGCAGAAGCAAUCUUCCUUGGAUAGUUACGUAUGUACGUAGCCUCACUCGAAAGAUGCCUUUCUCUCAGCUUCCAAGGAAAUGACAAAUGAAAAUAUGUGUGAGCCUUGAGGGAGAAGCAAUAGCCACUGAGGCAACAGUACAAGGAGCUACAGUGAUGGUUACCCUAACAGGAGAUGUCCACUUUUGGACUUUGCGUGAUGAUGUUAUUGUUAAAGAUGCAGAUUUUGGUGCCUUCAGAUAUCAAGAUAAGAAUAAUGUCAGUAAAGAACGAGUCUAUUAUGAAGAUAAAAGGCUUUACCUGGAAGCUCGGGGCAUUCUUGUUACACCAAAAAAUAGUAGACCAGGCAAACUAAGGGAUUCAGUCCGAGAGUUUGAGGAGCUUUUGUCAAAAGAAAGAGUGGUGUGGGAAGGAUGGCAAACACAUGCUGUAUACCAGCUUAUUUUCGCCUCAGGAAUCAUAACAACUUUCACCAUCAAUCCUAUGACUGGAGAUCUAACAAAAAUAGUGUUUGACAAAUUUCUUGUUGGAAAACUUCUAUCAGAGCAUCUUGCAGAUGUUGUAAUAACAAAACAUCACAUACUCUUUUCCUAUAAUGAGUGCCGCAUUUCAAUGGUUCAUCUAACCCGAAUACCAUCAGAAGGCCAAGCAUUGGAACGGCUUUCACACACUGAUCCAAGACUGCAAACUUGUGAGGUAGCAGGACCAUCAGGCCGAAGAUUUGAGAGAAAAUUGUCAGCAAAUAUAAAUGGUGAUAUGGUGGUUGUAUGGUGGAAAACAAGUGAAGACGAGGUAUAUCCAUGGAGUCCAUUAGCAAGAGAUCGAGAUAGAGCAAAUGUUCUUGUUUAUGGCCUUAAUGGAACGUCAAUGCACCUUUUGUGCUAUUGUAGAACAGAAAUGGCCCCUCUCAGUGUCUCCUUCAGUAAGGUUCAGCCCAAUGUGUUACUGACAGUUGAACAAGGAUUUGGAAAGAAAGGCGGUGUGACUGUGUUGAGUUGUGUAUACGAGGUUGACAGAAAUGCAUUGCAUAGAAUAUCAGUGACGACCAUCCCAUUAGAAGCUCCAUUAAUGACGCAUUCCCAUAACCCAGCUGAGGAUAGAUUACUACUUGCUUGUAAUAAUGGAGUGUUAGCACUUCAUUGUGAUUCACGAGGUAUGACACACGUUACCAAGGCUGGGCUCAUCCCAUCUAAUAUUGCAUGGCUAGAUUCAGGCAACAUCGUAGUUAUAAGCAAUGAAAGGGGACAGAUACAGUGUUUUGAUUUGGCCCUGUCCCUCUUAAGGAUGCAACUAAUAAUGGAAGAACCUAACCCUCAAAGGAUCUUGGAUUUCUCGGAGCAUUUUUGCCACCAACAGUCCCUUUCUAAGAUGUCAUGGGCACCAUUCACAAAGGAGGAGGGACUUCAGUCAACUCUUAUACCUCACUUGUUGCUCCUGCAUUAUACACGUGGUCCUAUUGCUUGUAUCCGUAUCGAUGUAAGUGCAGUAAGUAACAAUGGUCUUACAGCUAUAGCACUUGUCUGUCAGUAUAUCAAGCACCGCCAGUUAGAUGAAGCAGUAAAUCUUCUUGUGUCCUUAAACUGGGACCAAGAGGGACCUAUGGCUAUGCGUUGUUUAACUGCAGUAGCAAAUCAUCUGUUAAGAGUGCCAGUAACACCACAAAGGGAAACACAAAUGGAAGGGGCUUUAGGAAGUUUUCAUGUUCCUGUCCAGCCACUGAGUCAAGCAGUUGAAGAGGAGUUUGGCCCCGCUGUCAGAGCUUUAACUCGUCGAUUCUUUUUUCAUGUUUUAAGAGCUGGGCGACUUGAGAAGGCGUUCCGCUUGGCGCUUGAUCUGAAAGAUCAUGAUACCUUUAUGGCUGUUCACUCUGUAGCUAAAAGGCGAAAUGACCACCAGAUAGCGGCUUCAUCGCUAGAGAAUGCCCGUGCUCUUGAAUCUUCCUGUGGAUCCAGUGAUUCUUGUAGCUCAGUAUUGUAUGGUGAUUCAGGUCCAAGUUCUGCCUCGGAAUCUUGCAGUGAAUCAUGUUCAACUUGCUUUUCAGAUAGCGGGUCAGUUAGUGGAUCAGAAUCAAGUGGUCAGGCAUUAAGAGAAGAAAGUGCCAUUGAUGGAAGGCGAGAAGUAGUGGAGCCAAAGAAUUCUCAACUUCCUGCCCCUAGUGCUCAUAUUGUAUCAGGGAUGCAGUCUCUUUCUGUUGACGAGAGUUCGCCACACACUGGUAGCACAAGAGUGGUUACAAAUCAUGGCACUGCCAUUACUUCUCAAGACGGCACAGUUACCAUUAAUAUUCGCCAGUCAGAUCACACUUCAAAGAGACCUGGUGUACCUGCAAAUAGUUUUGGUACAAGGCCACCUGCACAGUCUACACAGCAGAUUUCAGGAAGCAAUGCUAGUCGAACUGGACGGAGUGUGAAAGAGGUGUUUUAUUCUUCUGAUCCGAAUGAAGAAUUCGUUGAUUCUGAAAGAGUCUCUGUCUUUGUUGACAAAGAUGAUUUGCAAACUCAGUAUGAUCGAGCAGUUUAUCAUGGUUUUGGGGGAUACUUCUUGGAGCAAAGAGGUGUCUACCGAGGAGGAAGAUGGGGGAACAGUGAAGGUGGUCCAUUUCGGAGUAGUGUAAGGCGUUAUUAAAAGGUGUUCUCCGUGAUUUUGUGGUAGAAUAUUCUUGAUAUGUACAAAGUAUUUGUUAAGUUGGCAGCUAAUUAAUAUUGGUUGGUUUAACAUAUGGUACAAUCUGUGGUAGUGUUACAUAUUUUUUUCAUAUUUGGUGCUAGAUAUUGCCUUACAUUAAUUCUCAGGUUAUGGAGAAUACUGUAGUUGUUAAUAGAAAUGUUAAAUUUGCUUUUAGAAUUAGUACUUUGGAUUAUGUACGUAUUUAUAUUCCUUGACUUAAAAUCCGUCCACUAGCUAAUAAAUUAUAUUUUUAUUUUCAUGAUUGAAUGGCUUAGAUGAUGAAACGUUCUGUAUAUUUAAACUAUAGGUUGGUUUCUAAACUCAGAAGGAUUUGUGAAUGGUUACUUAUUUUAGAAAGCUUUAGCCAAAUCAUCUGUUUACAUGAGCAAUUAGCCAUUCUGUAUAACCAAAAAAUAGGAGAAUUGCAUUUUUUUUUAUCAGUGCCUAGAUAAAAAAAAAUUUCGGUAACAAACUAAUUAACUUCUGUAAUAAUAAUCUGAGCACAUUACUGAAUAAGCAAACUGGCCAUGCUUUGUGAACCUUAAUACAUAAUUGGCUAAUUAGACUUAAAAACUAGACUGCAUAUCAGAAAUAUGACUAAAAUUUGUAUUAUUUGUUUUAAAUCACAACCCCAUUAAUCAUAUGCUUGCACAACAUUGUUGGUGUGAACUAUUUCAUUUUGUUCCAAGAAGAGUCCUCUCAAUAUGCCAGCAUCAUCUGGAUCCUCAUGCCCAGCAAUCCUCGUAUAUCAUUAGUGCCUAAUACUGUAUACAGUACAGACUUUAGGUUACUGCUUUUCAGAUUGCAGACUCUACCAUGCCAUGGGUCCUUUUAUUUUAUCCCGCAUAUUAAUACUAAUCAUUCACGUUUAUUAUUAGUAAGGAAGGCAAAAUUUAGGUAGGGAAUGAAUAUCUAAAAUCUUAGGUUUUCUCAGUGUGCUAGUAACAGCCUGUAAGCGAGUAUGCCAUUUCCUAUGCUUUUUGCUGUUAAACAUAAUAAAGAAAAUGACAAAGAGUGUACUUUGUGCAGUAACUUCUUGAUUAAGUUUAAAUACAUUAACUCACUUUAAUAUACUGUUAACAUAAAAUGUGUUCCUUCAGUAUCCUGUCCAGUUUGUGGCACACUAUUGGUUAGAUUGCUUAGAUCAUUUAGGUUUUUUUCUCUUAAGUAUUGAUGUUGUGCAACAUGUUAAAUAAGCAAUCAGCUGAAGUUGUAAUGAGGCUAACACUGAUCAGCAAGCUAGGACAUCUGUUGCAUUUGAGCAAAAUUGUAAGUAGGCAUGGAUCCAAUAAUUAAAAAAUACUGAAGUACCCUGAAUCUUACAAUAGUGAAUAAAUCUUCAGUUAUGUAACUAUAUUGAAUCUUGUUUUAUCAAGUCAAAUAAUAGAAAUGUUCUAAAUUUAAGUCUUGGUUUAUUUAAACUUGAUGCUUUCAUAAUGAAAAAAGUUGUAGAUAAAUAUAAGCAACAAAAUUAAUAUAUUCAGUUUUUACAUGUUUUGGACUGUAAAGAUACUUUGUAAUUUCGGUUAGGGUCAGAAUCUGUUUAAGUUUGUGACCGUGUGAUAUCCGAUAAUCCUGGAUUAUCCCUUUUAAUUUUUACCCUUUUGAUAAUUAACCAUCUGGUAUUCCUGAUCUUGUUUGUACCUGAGGCCUUCCUCUCCGAUUGUACUUCAGUAGCUCCUUGACGAUGUCUGAAUAAAGACGAAAGCGCUUGGAUUCCUGUCUAUCAUUUCCCGUGGUAUUCGCUUAUUGUUAACUAUAUAUAUAGUUAACAAUAAAACUCGACAGAAAGCUUUAGAAAAGUAUAGAAAUUUAUGGGCAUUACUGUUUUCAAUCACAACCCAAUGUAUACAUGUCCAAUUUUGUUGGUGUGGACUAUUGUAUUUUGCUCCAAGAAGAUUCCCCUCAUUCUGCCAGCAUCAUCUGCAGAUUCCUAAAAGUACCCAAUAAAUUUAUUUUCAGAUAUAUUUUUAGUUACAUAACUAUGGAUUUCUUCCCUAAAAUUGGAAAUUUUAUUAUUGGUGUUUUUGGUAAAAGUAUAGCAUACAGGAAAGCCAGUUAAAAAGAAAACAAAAUAACAAUACAGGCAGUCCCAGGUUAUAGGUAGGGGUUCUGUUCCCAGGGGUGUGCCAAUAAGCGAAGACUGCCAUUAACCAGAACUUAGUGAUUUAUGGUGCCAUAAUGGCAUUUAUGGUGCCAAUAACUGGUUAUCAGUGCCAAAGGUGCCUUAUGGCGCUGAUAACCGGAACUUGACCCAUUAUGGCGCCAUAAAUCACUGAUUUUAUGGCUCCAGACAAGCACCAUAAAACCUGAUCGCUGAUAACUGGGGACUGCCUGUAUUCAUGAAAUUACAUUACCAAACAAGCUGACAUUCACCCCCCAACUCAUUCUUAUGGUAAUGACAUCUGCAGUAUAUUUCCUUGUUUACCGAUUUUUAUUAUAAUCUGUGGACUAUAACCGUAUUUUUAUAAUUUUGAUAACUAAUGUAUGAAUUAUGAAUACUUACUAUAUUAUUCAUUAUUUUUUCAUCUUUAAUCUUUAUUGGUAACUAUGUUGAUAUUUGUAUGUAUACUGUAUUAUGCUUUUGUUGUGAAUUUACUUGGUUGUGGAACAGUCAACUCUGUAUUUUUACCCUUUUUGCUGUUUCUUACUAACUGGUAAUUGCAGCUAUUAAUGAAUGAAUGGAGGCAAGCUGUCAUUCAUGUUAUCCCUCUAAUUCUACUUUGGUGCUCAGCAAAUUGCGUUCAGAUGAUCACUUUUGUAACAAUUCCUGCUGCAAUAACUAGUACAAUGUCUGAUCCUACUGCUAUGAUUGAGAUAGCAGAGGAUAGUUCAGUUAAUGGUAAUCGUCCAUUUGGACUGCUUUUGUACCAGUGACUUUUACCUUUUCAGGGGAUGGGUCUACUCCAGUUCCACUUAAGUUCCAUCCUUGGCUCACUUCUUGGUGAAUAUUCCUGCUUUCAUGACACUUGUUCUGGUGUUAGCGCUGACAGUAAUCAGUUCAAGUCCUAGCACCUGUGGUAUUGUGUAAGUCUAUUGAUUUUUUUUUUUUUUUUUUUUUUUUUUUUUUUUUUUUUUUUUUUUUUUUUUUGCUGUGCUGAUACCAAUGACUACUACUGCACCGAUUUUUGUCCUUCCCAUAGUGACCAGUGUUAUCUGUGACAGUACACGAGUCCAUGUUGCUACCAGUGUAGUGCUUGCCCCAGCAAUCAUAUUGGAAGCUUCAGGAAUACUUCUUGGCCAGCUUUGAUAGUUUUCUUGCUUGCUUUGAUGCUGAUUGUGCUAUUGCAUAAGUGAAAGUUCCUGAUAGUCUCCAGUUCUGCUCCAGGGAAAAUCUCCACUUUCUUAUGUUUCUUCAGCAUAUAGUGACUUUCUUAUGUUUCUUCAGUUUCAUUAACUAUUUUUGCUGCUGUUGCAGUGACUGAUCCCAUUCCUGGGGAAGUUCCUACUAUGGUGCCUGUGAUUGUUCUUGCUUUGGUUUCCCAUAUUUAUGAUUGCGUUUCAUUUUCCAGCUAUCUUUUCAGCUGAUGGUAAUAAAUUUUCCAGCAGCUUUGAGUCUGAGAAUUGCUAGUGGUACAUUGACUGCUUUUUAUGUAAAAGCAGCUAAUACAUCUAUAACCUCCCACAAUCCAAGGCUGAAGUAUUCACUACUCCGGGGCCUGUGGUGACUCCAAUUAAUUACAGAGUUCCUGCAUCUGUCAGGUACAGGGUACUCUCCUGAACUCUUGUAGAUCUCCGUUGAGUUUCAGCCUUGGGUUUUAAUUUUUGCUAAAAUUUUGGAUAUUUAGUAACUGGUUCCUGGUUAGGGGUUAGGUGGUUUAGUCAUAUAUAUGGUUAUUGGAAUUUCAAUGAAACAGAGAGUAUUUUGUAACACACCAUAUUUUUUUACAUAUAAACCCAUCAGUCAUGUAAAAACUAAUUCCCUCAUCCCACCAAGGUUGCAGCAUCUUAGCGUAAAUGAAGUAUAAUGAUGACUGGGUGAUAUUUGCUUGAGGGUCCAGAUGGUGCUGACAUUGUAAAGGAGUUUUUAGUUCAUACCAACAAAUGCUAACAAAAUUUUAUAUAUGUAUUUUUCCUGUUGUUUUACACUUUUCCUCUAUUUCUGAAACAGUACAAUAGUUAUUUUAAUGUUACUGUACUGAUACAUGUUAAAAGAAAACCAAUAAAGUGGUACCAAUUGAA
Macrobrachium nipponense is the source of this 7543-nucleotide messenger RNA. RefSeq names its product WD repeat-containing and planar cell polarity effector protein fritz homolog (gene frtz). Gene Ontology annotation, cellular component: axonemal basal plate. The coding region runs from base 782 to 3319 and encodes 845 amino acids. The transcript has 12 exons. Lineage: Eukaryota; Metazoa; Arthropoda; Malacostraca; Decapoda; Palaemonidae. Gene Ontology annotation, biological process: cilium organization; nervous system development; establishment of protein localization. The record is from RefSeq and is a predicted model, not a curated record.